This is a messenger RNA of Oncorhynchus gorbuscha (pink salmon), 2675 nucleotides long. RefSeq names its product phospholipid phosphatase 4-like. Lineage: Eukaryota; Metazoa; Chordata; Actinopteri; Salmoniformes; Salmonidae. Bases 111 to 971 code for a protein of 286 amino acids. Gene Ontology annotation, molecular function: phosphatidate phosphatase activity. Gene Ontology annotation, biological process: phospholipid metabolic process. The record is from RefSeq and is a predicted model, not a curated record. The transcript has 7 exons.
CUGGUUGCCGACGAGCCUGACACCGAAAAAGCCCCAGUCAAAAGAGGGAUUAUUUUAUAGACUGACCACUCCUGCUUGUCAAUUCUACCUGCCGGAUUUUCUCAAGAAUCAUGAAUAUGUCACCCCACGACCUGAGGAAAAAUAUACGAGAGCUGGCAUUAGAGAUUGGUGUACGAGUUCUUCUUUUCGGAGUUUUUGUAUUCACAGAGUUCCUGGAGCCCUUUGAGAGAGUGAUCCAGCCAGAGGAGCUGUGGCUCUACAAAAAUCCCUUGGUGGAGUCGGACCAUAUCCCCAAGAGGGUCAUGUUCGCGAUUUCAUUUCUCACUCCGUUGGCUGUGAUAUUUGUGGUGAAGAUCAUUCAGCGGACAGAUAAGACAGAAAUCAAGGAGGCGUGUCUAGCUGUCUCACUUGCUCUGGCUUUGAAUGGAGUCUUCACAAACACUAUCAAGUUGAUAGUUGGCAGGCCCAGGCCAGACUACUAUCAGCGCUGUUUCCCAGAUGGACAGGUGAAUAUUAAGAUGCUGUGCACCGGAGAACCAGACCUAGUGUCAGAGGGACGCAAGAGUUUCCCCAGCAGCCACUCCUCCUUUGCGUUCUCUGGUUUGGGCUUCACCUCCUUCUAUCUGGCUGGGAAGCUGCAGUGCUUCACAGACGGGGGCCGCGGGUGCAGCUGGCGUCUGUGUGCCAUGUUGCUGCCUCUCUACAGCGCUUUGAUGAUCGCCCUGUCCCGCACCUGCGAUUACAAACACCACUGGCAAGAUGCCUUUGUUGGAGGGGUGAUCGGCCUGAUUUUUGCCUACAUCUGCUACCGACAGCACUACCCUCCGUUCCUGCACAUGGACUGCCACCUGCCUUAUGCCAGUCUGGACAAAGCCCCCCACCUCGAUUCUGCCCAGGGCGAUCCUCGGGUCCUGCCCACUGAGAACGCCACCAGCCUGCCUCUGAAGGGAAUGACGGAGGGGCCUGUAUGACUCCUGCCCACCCCUACCUCCAGACACAGUCUCUAACCCCACCCUCACCCCAGGACCACCCAACCCGCUCCCCCUCUCACUAACUGUAGAUGACUAGCUUGCACUUACAUAUACCAGUGGACAGUGCUGUACCCCCCCCCUCCCCCUCUCAGUCUUUCUCCCUGUCUCUCACCUCCCUACAUCCUCACCCUUUGUUUGUUUUGCCUGCCGGAAUCAGCACCCUUUCAGGGGUCUUUAUUUAGAGAGGCUGUGUAUGUAUGGCAUCUGGGAAUAUAGGACAACACUGCUGGAGCAAAAAGGCAAAGCCCUAACCCAACAUUAAACUGCUAGGAUGUUCAUUACAAGUUGUUGCUCAACAUUUUAUUUACUGCUCACUUUAGUAGAAUGGAGUUAGCUGGUAUAGCGGUUGGUAUCAAUUUGAUGUAGAGUUGGAUGGAAAGCAGAGCGCCUGGUGGUAAAUCCCAUUAAAUGUCACAGCUCCCCAAUUUGAUUUAUUAGAUAUCUAAUCGCUUUGUCAGUGAUGGAAUUCACACUACAAAAUCUGAUAGCUCAAACAUUUCUAACGUUGAGAGAACACAUCAACUAUAAGGGCCAGAUGUAUGGUCACUAAUGUUCUCCAAACUGUAUUCUAUUAUUAUUCAAUUAGCCUUGGGCUUACACCCACGGACGUUGUUUUUGCAUUGUUCACAUCUCUCCUACUGCUGGUUUUCCAUGGAAACAUAAUGAUAAAUAUAACACCAAUAGGUCAUUAUCAAUAAAACGUCACAAUACCGAUCGAUUUGGCUGCUGGGGGGGGAAAGGAGACUCCCAGUUCUGCUAAAACCCUUGACAGCUAUGUGCCGUUUUCAAGGAAUUGUUAAAUAAAUGUUAUUGCUAUUUGUUUUUAAUAUCACACUUAGCUCUAUCAUCAGUUUUACAGCAAUCGGUAAACAUCAUUUCAACAACAUCAAGGGAUCGCCAGGGGGCACAGCGGUCUAAGGCACUGUUUGAUUCCAGGCUGUAUCACAACUGGCCGUGAUUGGGAGUCCCAUAGGACUGCGCACAAUUGGCCCAGAGUCGUCCGGGUUAGGGUUUAGCCGGGGUAGGUUGUCAUUGUAAAUAAUAAUUUGUUUUAUCUGAAUUGCCUAAUUAACCUUUAUAUAAGUUAAAUAAAAUAAAAUGUAUGUAUUUUCAGACACGUGAGGGUAGCCAGAUCCAUUUGGCAUUUAGCUAAAUAGCUAAAGCAAACAACGUGUCAUUUAGCUUUCUUCAUCUGAGAUUAGGCUUUUGGAAAGAGCUUGACAUCACGCUGGUAAAGUUGUCAGUCAGACUACUGUCAUCACCACUAUAGAAGGAAAGCAAAAUCACACAAUAUUUGGAAAUAGCCACCUAAUUUAUCCCCUGAAAGUUAUUUUGUUAACUAGCCAUAUUGACGUGAUUGGUUAUUAGUUAGCUAGCCAAUUUAAUGUGGUCCCAUCAAUCAAUAUAGCUUAUCAUGUCUUUCAGAAGCAAACGUGAUUAAACAUUAUUUAAAAGGGAUAAUGUUAGCUAUUUUGCAAAGUAGGCCUACGUUAGUUGGUGAAAAAGUACAUUAGGUCUACUUACCGCUAUGUUUAGCCAAAUGUACAAAAAAUCUGUAGCUUACAAAAUAAACAUUAUCAGCUAACAGUAACAUUACAUCGGCAUAUGCUGCUUGACAGGCAGACGCCACAAACCAUGGGAAAC